This is a messenger RNA of Dromiciops gliroides (monito del monte), 1228 nucleotides long. It is a transcript of the gene C4H6orf141, whose product is annotated as chromosome 4 C6orf141 homolog. The transcript has 3 exons. The record is from RefSeq and is a predicted model, not a curated record. Bases 194 to 565 code for a protein of 123 amino acids. NCBI's taxonomy places the organism in Eukaryota, Metazoa, Chordata, Mammalia, Microbiotheria, Microbiotheriidae.
GUCUGGACUGCGGAACCCACUUGAAUUUCAGAACAAGUUGAGUCUUGAGACUUCCUUUGCCUUUAUCCAACUCAGUUCACUCUUCACAGUCAUCCAGCAGCCGCAGGAGCCAACGAAAACGCCACCAGAAGUUCGGACCCAAGGAGGGAGAGAUGCAUCCUCAGCAACGGCAGAAUAAAGAAAAGGAGAAAGAAUGGACCACCAUUACAAGGUCAGAGAAAAGGUGCUCUUUCUUCUCGACCCAGAGCGGUGGCUCGGGAUUCACAGGGACUACAGGACAAGAGGGAAUGUGAGCGGUGGGGACCUGAAGAACGAGGGAGAAACUGAACAGAAGCUGCACAGCCCUCCUCCGGGCUCUGAGAGAGAGCCAACCCCCGAGAGCAGUCUAGAAGGCCCGUCGGGAACUGAAGCCAGGAACUUGCCGCCCAAACCCCCCAAGUCUGUGCUCGUGCGGGUCUUGGAUUACCAAGUGAAGCAGGAGGUUCUGCAGACCGAGUGGAUGAAAGGACAGAUGACUCUGAAAACAGAGGAGCGCUCCAUGACUUCGUUAACGAAGAAGCUAUAGAAGGUUUCGACUACUCCUAGCUGAUGCAGCUCCAUACAAAAAUGAAGGACUUACUUGAGAAAGUGCCAAAGAAUUGAGUGAAAGAGUGAAGACAAGACCCGGCAGUCAUCUAGAAAUCACCAUGGGAGGUAGGAAGACAUACAAAGCUUCUUCACUCCUGCUUCCAGAAUCUGUAAAUCCUCAGCUACUCAAUGUGUGAUGCUCAUUGCUACAGCCAGCACUCCUCUCUAAGGAUGGGAACCAGGAGUAAACUCAGCUGCUACCAUUCAUCAAAUUGUUCUAGGCUAUGCUUUAUUUCACAACCUUAUCAGAAUUUACUCUUCCUGGUAUAUGCUAUGUAUGGAUUUAAUAGCAAUACAAGCCAUAUGUGAAUAUCUCCAUACACCACAGUGAAGACAAGGGACUACAUUUACCCUUGGUCCCUAGCAUUCCAUGUCCCUCCUGUGUGUACUCACUCCACCAACUCUUGCCAUACCUUCACCACAUGAAAUAAUGCACUCUUCACUUCUGUACUCCUGCCCUAGUUACUGUUCUAAAUAAGAGUAGAAACAACACAGGAUAUAGUCAGAAGACAUAGGUUUUAUUCCUGGCUCUGUUAUGUUGAUCAAAUAACAGCUAAUUGCUGCUUCUAUCAAAUGCCUAUCCACUGCUCCCCUUCUUGUU